AUGUCAUCGCAUAUAUCAAACGACGCGUAUGCAUCAGCCAUGGCUACAGAGUACAUCCGUGGCCUUUCCUUCCAGAAGCUUCAAGAGAUACACAACUCAAACGUCGACCAGUCUAUUCACAAGCUUGUCUUGAUCACCAACUUGCUUCGAAUGGAAACCCAAAUUCACAAUCAACAAGAUGACGACGACAUGCUAGAACAGCAAUGGCUAAACACCUGUUUGGACGAGCUUCAAGAAGACGAGCAACAAGAAGAUCCAAUGGAUACAGAACCACCGAUACCGGAUAACCGACAGCAACAUCAUUAUCAACCUCAUUGCAUGGAUGAACGAGACGACUUUCGAGAACAACCCUACUGGUCGGUCGUGGCAGUUCAAGAUACUGACAUGAAGGAGCUUUAUUACACCUUUCGAAACUUUCAUAAUGCUUGUGAACACUGGCUGGCCUAG
Lichtheimia ornata is the source of this 447-nucleotide messenger RNA. RefSeq lists its product as uncharacterized. NCBI's taxonomy places the organism in Eukaryota, Fungi, Mucoromycota, Mucoromycetes, Mucorales, Lichtheimiaceae. The transcript has a single exon. Bases 1 to 447 code for a protein of 148 amino acids. The record is from RefSeq and is a predicted model, not a curated record.